Molecule: messenger RNA, 1167 nt
Organism: Penicillium atrosanguineum
Lineage: Eukaryota; Fungi; Ascomycota; Eurotiomycetes; Eurotiales; Aspergillaceae
Exons: 1
Coding region: 1-1167 (388 amino acids)
Source: RefSeq, a predicted model, not a curated record
AUGUCUAAUUCGCCAACUAUCGUCAAGAUCCCAUGGGAUGGCGUUGAAGGUGAACCCAUUCAUAUUGAAGAUCUUCAAUCUCAGCUACAAAAUAUUCCGCGAGACACUCGCUACCUGCGUAUCGAUGAAGACGCCCCCUCCGCUGAUGACUGGGCGCUCCUCGGUUCACACUUUACCGGCGUUGAGAACCUGGAACUCGAAAGUGGGUUCAAUGAAGACCUGAGAGAUCAAAUCCCUUUACACUGGCCCCUACAGCGACUUGAAUUGAGAUCUGCGAUAGCGGAAGUGAUCACGACUCCUUUUAUCCGAGAAGGCCGAGUCCCGCAUCUCAGCCUGCUUCUGACCUGUGGUCUCCGAUUUGAGGGACCAACAAGUGAUGAGCUGCAGAUGCAGCAUGAAGAGGCUGUUAAGCGGGGAGACAAUGAAGAGGAAUUCUUCACGGUUGGUGAAGGAACGCCUGAGGAACGCAAGAUUCAAGUAACCUUCCUCCCAACUUUGGUUUGCGACUGGAUGAACGACCAUUUCUGUGGUGCUGAUUCCAAGAAAGACCGCGAAAAUAAACCGUCCUCUUGUCUCAUCAAUAUGGAGACAUUGGAGAUUUUUGAGAACGAUGCCAUGGACGCAUUCUCUCGUAUGGCGAUGGCUCUUCCGCAUAUUGUGUCAAACCUCCGGACCCUGAGGAUCCGAUCGACCAGUGGGCUGGACUUCCACUAUCUCACAGAAGAGGCAUUUCGCUACACCUUGCCCACUCUGGAAAAUCUGGAGACUUUCAACUUCACCGUAGGCGAGGUCUUUGAUGAUCCCACUUAUCUGCCCACAUUACACAAGUUCUUGCCGCCCAAUCUGACAACCUUGUACAUCCGUGGCCCUACGUCCUUAUGCCAGUCAGAGCAGUGGUCAGACUGGUUGAAGUCAUUCGAGUCGGACACUUUCCUCCCAAAACUUCAAAAAAUGGCAUUUAUUCUAGAUCUACACUAUGGAGACGUGCUCGCGUCAUCGAGCAGACGCAAGAACAUUGUGCCACCUAGUGAUGCUUUGGAACAGGCACGCGAGGCAUGUCGUCAUCUCUGCGACAUUGCACAAAAGCGCGGAAUCAGCAUCGUGGACAUGCCUGUUGAACAUAUCAAUGCGGGCGACCUGUUCAUGCCAGUGGAUCCUCGAUGGUGA